Messenger RNA from Pestalotiopsis fici W106-1, 450 nucleotides. RefSeq lists its product as uncharacterized. The record is from RefSeq and is a predicted model, not a curated record. The transcript has a single exon. Lineage: Eukaryota; Fungi; Ascomycota; Sordariomycetes; Amphisphaeriales; Sporocadaceae. Bases 1 to 450 code for a protein of 149 amino acids.
AUGGCCACCGCAGAAACCGCCCAGCUCGGCGAUGCUCACGCCCCCAAGGAGGCCUCGCUGCAGCUCUACGACGAGCUCGAGCACGAGCUCAAGCGCGUCCUGAUCCACGAGCGCCACGACAAGGCCAAGCACGACCUGCCCUACUUUGCCGCGGCCGCGCACCUGUCGGACGCCGACUUUGUGUCGUUCCAAAAGUCCGACUUUGAGCUGGUGCGCCACGCCCAGGUCGCCUACGGCCACAUUCUCUUUGGCAAGCUCAAGAUCCCCGCCCUCGCCGCCGACUCGCAAAACUGCUACAUUCACUUCCGCGCCUACGAGCCCGAGCCCGGCACCGAGGCAAAGGCCGAGGUGCACUCUAUACACACGGAGAGGAUCGAGGAGCCCGAUGGUGGUUUCCGCUACCGCGCUCUGUUUACCAAGGAGGACCCCCUCGAGUGGUUCGAUACAUAG